Molecule: messenger RNA, 981 nt
Organism: Pelobates cultripes (western spadefoot toad)
Lineage: Eukaryota; Metazoa; Chordata; Amphibia; Anura; Pelobatidae
Source: the annotation of a GenBank genome assembly
AUGGAGUCGGCAAAGAGUGCGACCAAUCACCGCUAUACAGGGAUGGAGCUGGUAAAGAGUGCGACCAAUCACCGCUAUACAGGGAUGGAGCCGUUAAAGAGUGAGGCCAAUCACUGCUAUACAGGGAUGGAGUCGGCAAAGAGUGCGACCAAUCACCGCUAUACAGGGAUGGAGCUGGUAAAGAGUGCGGCCAAUCACCGCUAUACAGGGAUGGAGCCGGUAAAGAGUGAGUCCAAUCACUGCUAUACAGGGAUGGAGUCGGCAAAGAGUGUGACCAAUCAACGCUAUACAGGGAUGGAGUCGGCAAAGAGUGCGGCCAAUCACCGCUAUACAGGGAUGGAGCCGGUAAAGAGUGAGUCCAAUCACUGCUAUACAGGGAUGGAGUCGGCAAAGAGUGUGACCAAUCAACGCUAUACAGGGAUGGAGUCGGUAAAGAGUGAGGCCAAUCACUGCUAUACAGGGAUGGAGUUGGCAAAGAGUGCGACCAAUCACCGCUAUACAGGGAUGGAGCUGGUAAAGAGUGCGGCCAAUCACCGCUAUACAGGGAUGGAGCCGGUAAAGAGUGAGGCCAAUCACUGCUAUACAGGGAUGGAGUUGGCAAAGAGUGCGCCCAAUCACCGCUAUACAGGGAUGGAGCCAGUAAAGAGUGCCUCCAAUCACCGCUAUACAGGGAAGGAGCCGGUAAAGAGUGCGCCCAGUCACCGCUAUACAGGGAUGGAGCCGGUAAAGAGUGCGACCAAUCACCGCUAUAAAAGGAUGGAGCCGGUAAAGAGUGCGCCCAAUCACUGCUAUACAGGGAUGGAGCUGGUAAAGAGUGUGGCCAAUCACCGCUAUACAGGGAUGGAGCUGGUAAAGAGUGAGGCCAAUCACCGCUAUACAGGGAUGGAGCCGGUAAAGAGUUCGCCCAAUCACCGCUAUACAGGGAUGGAGCUGGUAAAGAGUGAGGCCAAUCACCGCUAUACAGGGAUGGAGCCAGUAUAG